GCCCCGCCCCUUGCCGGGCUCGCGGCGGCGGGACUGCUGCUGGCCGCCCCCAUGUCGGGCCCGCGGGGCGCGCUGCAAGCCUGGUGCCGCCGGCAGUGCGAGGGGUACCGCGGCGUGGAGAUCCGCGACCUCAGCUCCUCCUUCCGCGACGGCCUGGCCUUCUGCGCCAUCCUCCACCGGCACCGGCCCGACCUCCUAGACUUUGAUUCCCUGUCCAAGGAUGACGUCUAUGAGAAUAACCGCUUGGCCUUUGAACUGGCAGAGCGGGAGCUGGGCAUCCCAGCUCUCUUAGAUCCCAAUGAUAUGGUCUCCAUGAAAGUCCCCGACUGCCUCAGUAUCAUGACUUAUGUGUCUCAGUAUUACAACUACUUCAACAACCCCAGCCAAGCCAGAGUCCCUCUGCCUAUGAAGCACUCAGCUGCUGCCUCCUCGCCUCCUCUGCUGUCCCACAAGAAGCCUGUGGCUGCGGUCGAGAGUCCUCCAGCACUACAGGAUGAUGCCCCCUCAGACCCAUCGGAGUGGUCCCAGCGCACCACGCUCAGCAGUACCUGCGCAGCCUGCCAGCAGCAUGUCCAUCUGGUCCAGCGCUACCUGGCUGAGGGCAAGCUCUACCACCGCCAGUGCUUUAGGUGUAAGGAGUGCUCCAGCACGCUGCUCCCAGGGUCGUACAAGCCCGGAUCAGAGGCAGGAACUUUUGUCUGCACUCAGCAUCGUGGUAAAUUGGCCAUGAGUGGGAAGGCAGAGAGGAGGCCCAGCCCAGACCGACAGUCACCAGAGCUAGGAACUGAAACUGAGGCUGACAGCACGGGUGAGGACACCCACCCCACAGGAGCAGAGGUGGGGAAGGAUGAUGGUGACUCCCUGGAGGGCACAGCAGAAACCAAGAUGCCUGCAGAGGAGCCAGCCGGUCCAGCAGAGAAAGACAGCACGCCCAGCAAAGCAGAGACAGUGAUGCCCCCUGCCCAUGCAGGCGGUGGGGCACCUGUCUCCCAGACUCCUCCCAGACCUCCGCUUCCCAGCAAGCCUGCAGUGUUCACCCAGGACAAAGCCAACUCACUGGAUGAACGGCUCAGAGACACACGGCCCACCCCCGCCCCAAGGAGGGCCACCGAUGUGUCAGUGCUCUCCCCUCCAGCCUCUCAGCCUGUUCCUCGGCCCAGGUCCACUCUCCAGAGUGAGGGCAGUGAGUGCGGCCCUGGUAUGGUGAAUGGUAGGAUACCUGAACCCAGCCCCCCUGUCCCAAAACCCCGAGGGAGACCCUGCUCUUCUGAUCGUGCUGGAACUGCUGCAAGAGCCAAGGACCCACCAUGGAUGGCCUUAGUGCAAGCAGAACCCAAGAAGAAGCCCGCUCCCCCUCCUCCCUCAGGCAGCGGCCAUGAGACUCCAAGCAGGACUUCAGAGGAGGAGGAUGGGGAGGAGGUGGGGAAAGCCAAGAGUGAGGAGAGCAAGUCUGAUGCCACAGAGCCCAAACCAUACAACCCCUUUGAGGAGGAGAGCGAGGAACAAGAGGAGAGCAGUGCUGUCCAAAAAAGCAUGCCUGAGCAGGAACAGAGUGAGACUGCUGCCAAGACUCUUCACCCCUGGUACGGCAUCACUCCCACCAGCAGCCCAAAAACAAAGAAGCGGCCAGCUCCACGAGCCCCCAGUGCUUCCCCACUUGCCCACCACCCCAUCUCCAGGCUGUCACACUCCGAGCCAUCAUCUUCCACCCCAUCUCCAGCCCUCAGUCUUGAGAGCAUCAACUCUGAGAGUUCAGCCAAGGUGCUGGGGGAUGCCGAUGAAGCCUCGGUGCCCAAAAGCUCCUCUGAGCCCACUGUCCACACGCCAACAGCCACCAAGACCUCUAGUGCUGACACGCCACUGGCCAGCGUAUCGUCCAGCGAAAGCCCUGCUGCCCCAGCCAGCCUCUCCACCAACUCCUCCUUCUCUUCCUCCAGCGAGUUGGCCAGCUUCAGUGGGGAGGCACAGCCCAGCACCCCACAUGCCAGCAGCAGCAUCUCCACUGGCAACUUGAAGACCAGCCCCAGCCGACUGCCCCCCAAGCCUCCCACUGGGGCGAGCCCAACACCCAUCCUGUUGGCUUCAGAUGGAGGUGCUGGGAGCCCUAAGACCCCUUCCUCACCCAAGCUGAAGUCUUCCUGCAAAGAGAACCCCUUCAACCGGAAACCAUCACCUGCUACCUCCCCCUCUGCAAAGAAACUUCCCAAGGGCUCCAAGCCAGUGCGUCCUCCUGCACCAGGUCAUGGCUUCCCACUGAUCAAACGCAAGGUGCAGACAGAUCAGUACAUCCCUGAAGAAGAUAUCUAUGGGGAGAUGGAUGCUAUUGAGCACCAGCUGGACCAGCUGGAGCACCGUGGGGUGGCCUUGGAGGAGAAACUUCGCAGCGCUGAGAAUGACAGCCCUGAGGACAGCCUGCUGGUGGACUGGUUCAAACUCAUCCAUGAGAAGCACAUGCUGGUACGCCACGAAUCCGAGCUCAUCUACAUCUUCAAGCAGCAGAACCUGGAGCAGCGGCAGUCAGAUGUGGAGUAUGAACUGCGUUGCCUCCUCAACAAGCCAGAGAAGGACUGGACCGAUGAGGACCGAGGGAGGGAGAAGGUGCUGAUGCAGGAGCUGGUGACCAUCAUUGAGCAGAGGAACGCCAUUGUGAACUGCCUGGAUGAGGACCGGCAGAGAGAAGAGGAGGAGGAUAAAAUGUUGGAAGCCAUGAUUAAAAGGAAAGAAUUUCACAAGGAGACGGAGACUGAGAGCAAGAAGAAAGGCAAAUUCAAGCCCAUGAAGGUGCUUAAGCUGCUGGGCAAUAAGCACGACUCCAAGAGCAAGUCGCCCAAGGAGAAAAGCUAGAGCUAGAACACCAGCAGUGGGAGGGCUGUGCUGCCUGCCUGCCCCGGCCUCCCCGCAGCUGGCCGAGAUGGCCGCCAGGAAGGGGGGCUUGUCUCCCUCUGCUCCCCUUGCCUCUGCCCCUACUCCCUCCCCAGCAACCGGAGCUGCCGCCCCGGGGAGGCACCAGCCUUCUGUCUGGAGUAGGGGAGUUUGACCAAAGUGCUCCCCUUCCUGACGCUGCGGAGAAGCCGGACCAUACCCUCUGUGAAGCCUUGCUAAUGACGUGGGGAGAAGGUGGAUUCACCUUUUAAAAAUGUUACCCCAUUGCGUGUUCCUGUUAUUAAUUGAGAAGCAAACCAAGAAGUUUGGGUUUGUGAGAAAACUUGCACUAACUGCCUCCCGUCCCUUCGCCCCCUCUAAUUGUGACAGUUCCAUGUGCCUCUGACCUCUGCCAGGAGCAGACCGGGCCUGCCUGCCCCUCCCUGCCCGCCUGCUCUUGUUCCUUUCCUGUCCCAUUUUUAACUUCCGGAGAAAACUCUGGCAUUAGAACCAGGAUUCUUUGGGUUUUAUUGGGCUAAACUAAAACGUUAGGAAAACACACCCGCAUCACAAGGCUCUAAAGCCAUAGCUGAAAAAAUAACUCGUGCCCUAUUUUGAGCUGUCCCCUCCGUCGAGCGCCAGGGCUGGGUGGGCUCCAUGACAGGGCUGACAGGACCCAAGGGGACAGCGUGCAGCUGCUAGGAUGUAGCUCACACGCCCUACUCAGGACAUCUUGCCCCCCACUGCUGCUAAACACUGCUGGCUCUGCUGCCUGGGGGGUGGGGGGAGGGAGAAACAUUCCUGUUCCAGGCAAGGGCAGAAAAGCUCAAGACUGACUCAGUGCCAGCAAGGGGCACUAAGCUUGUGCCCCUUCUCACCAGUGCCACCCUUGAGCGGCUGGGGAGAGGGGCGCGGUCACAACUGACCUUUGCCCAGCUUCAUCCCUGUAUACUCUAAAAGCCUGCAGGGAUUGGCUGGUUCUUUUUUACACCUCCUUUACCAGAUGAAUUCAAACCCACCCUCUGAAAACUUUUUAAACCCCUUAUUUUAUUUGUCAUGUGUGUAUGCAUGUGUGUACAUUGGAGGAAGGGAUGGGGGCGGACAGGUGUUCUUCCAACCAUCCCUUCUUCCUUCCACUUUUGUUUCCUGCCUUCUCCUCCAAGGUGAGGAGCUAUUUAUUGAAUUGUUGGAUCAGUCUGAAUUAGUUUCCUGGGUGUUUGGUUGGUCAGCUGUUUGUCAUGCCUUCUCACUAGCAAACUCGGCAUAACCAGCCCCGAGCACGCUGCUGCAGUCCCUUCUAAAAACCCAACAGGCUUUAGCCAAAAUGCUCUUGGAGCAGUGCCUUGCAAAGUGGCUGGCGUAGCAUUCUGGAAAGGGAUCCUCAUGUCCCAAAACAUGAGGAACUCGAGCCCCUCCUCCAUCCCAGCGUUGCCCCCAUGGCUGGGAGGUGACAAGCUCAGCCCCACGCUGGUGAUGCUGUCUCCCUCUUGCCAUACUGCAGCGGGCUGAUGAGGAGCAGUGGUAAGGGAGGGGAGAUCCCAAAGCACAACUCUUCUCCAAGGAGAACCAAAUCUGCUUUAAAGCCUGCUGUCACAUCACUGUUGCCAAAGGCUGUCAGGAGAGCUGCAGCCUGACACCCCUUGGCCCUGUGCCCUGUUAGAACUCUGAUUUGUAAGUUACACUGUACUAAUUUCGUGACUUCCAUUCACCUGAACACAAAUAAAAGAAACAUUG
Molecule: messenger RNA, 4596 nt
Organism: Cuculus canorus (common cuckoo)
Lineage: Eukaryota; Metazoa; Chordata; Aves; Cuculiformes; Cuculidae
Gene: MICALL1
Product: MICAL like 1
Exons: 16
Coding region: 52-2844 (930 amino acids)
Biological process (GO): actin filament bundle assembly
Cellular component (GO): actin cytoskeleton; plasma membrane
Molecular function (GO): actin filament binding
Source: RefSeq, a predicted model, not a curated record